Molecule: messenger RNA, 2387 nt
Organism: Phoenix dactylifera (date palm)
Lineage: Eukaryota; Viridiplantae; Streptophyta; Magnoliopsida; Arecales; Arecaceae
Product: receptor homology region, transmembrane domain- and RING domain-containing protein 1
Source: RefSeq, a predicted model, not a curated record
UGGCCCAUGAGCCCUUUAGGUAAUCCUAAUUAGAGAAUCCUAAAGGGCGCCCGGCUGAAAGGCUCGAAGCCGCGAGAAGAGCUCCAGCUCCCCUCGAGAUACCCCAUUAACGUGCCCCGCCACCUUCGUUAACGUGCUCCAGCGCGCUCUCCUUCGAUCCCCUCUCUCUCAUGGAAGCCGAUGUCUCCAUCAUUGUAGUCCCUGUGGUUAUUCCCUCCAUCCAGGUACCUCAGGAUUUGAAUGGAUGGUGGAUUGUUGCGGUUUGAUGAAAUUAAGAUUGGAUUUGAAGUGAUUGGAAGUAUUGGGUGGGAUAUACUGUGAUAAAUAGAAGUGGUUUGUGGGAGCUCGUGAGAUGGGAUUGUCGAAUUACAAGGGAAAUGUGCUCUUUAUAUGCACUCUUCUUUAUCUGCUGGCUGGGUUUGCGGCUGCCAAUGUGGUGCUGAUUGGGAGGAACGUGUCGUUGUCAUUCAAUGAUGUUGAGGCAAAUUUUGCACCAUCAAUAAAAGGAUCUGGUGAAUGUGGUGUAUUAUAUCUUGCUGAGCCUCUAGAUGCAUGCACUCCAUUGACAAAUAAAGUUGCAGAAGGCCCAAAUUCUCCAUUUGUGUUGAUUAUAAGGGGAGAAUGCGCAUUUGAGGAUAAAGUUAGACAUGCACAAAAUGCCGGGUUCAAGGCUGCUAUUAUAUAUGACAAUGAAAAUAGCAGCAUCUUGGUUCCAAUGGCAGGAACUCCAGGUGGCAUUCAUAUAAAUGCUGUGUUUGUCUCUAAGGCCUCAGGCGAGAUAUUGAAGAAAUAUGCAGGUCGUGCAGACAUGGAGUUGUGGAUAAUACCAACCUUUGAAAAUUCAGCAUGGUCGAUUGUGGUUAUCUCCUUCAUAUUACUCCUUGCCAUGUCUGCUGUGCUGGCUACAUGUUUUUUUGUGCGCAGACACUGCAUAAGGCGCGAACAGCCUAGAGUUUCUAAUGUCCGAGAGUUCCAUGGGAUGAGCAGUCGACUAGUGAAAGCAAUGCCGAGUAUCAUAUUCACGUCUGUCUUGGAAGAUAAUUGCACUUCAUCGACAUGUGCUAUCUGCCUAGAAGACUAUAGAGUUGGAGAGAAGCUUAGAGUACUGCCAUGUCGUCACAGGUUCCAUGCACUUUGUGUUGAUUCUUGGCUCACUAUGUGGAGAACCUUCUGCCCUGUUUGCAAGCAAGAUGCCAGAACAGGCAUAGCCAAUCUUCCAGCUUCUGAGCGCUCCCCGUUACUCUCUUCUGGUGCCCCAACUCCAUCUUCUACUGGUGCAAUAUCAUCAUUCCAUUCAUCUGCAGCAGCAUCUCCAUCUCCAAAUAUACAAAUUGCUUCCACACCUUGGUCAGAAUCAACUUCUUGGACUAACUUCCUCUCCAUUCCUCCUCAUAUUCCUAACCCACUUAGGUCCUAUACUCACUCGCCAGCUAUCAGUAUUAGUAGAAGCUCUGCCAACCUUAGAAAUGCAUCGUCUCAUAGAUCCCCCUCCUCUCAUAUGGCCUCCUCACAUUCCCUGGGUUUUCCUUUGUCUUCACCCAUCCAUUCAAGAUUCAUAUCCCCUUAUAUUCCUAAUUCGAGUAAUGCAUCCCCAAGCUAUCUUGCUGGGUCAUCCAGUCGUCAGUCAUACCUCUGGCAUUGCAGUGAUUCAGGAUAAGUCUGUCUGCUUUAGCCUCAGCACAAUCCUUGCCCAGAUGUUGAUUUAUCUCAAUUACCGGAGGGAGUUCUCAAACUGGUAGCAACCACAAAUUUUCUGCUUAUGCUACACCGUGUUGGGUUAUGGCAGGUGAGCAUCAAUUUAUUGUACCAUAAAAAAAUGGUUGCUUCAGGACCCGUGUGAUAAUCUUGUUUCUUACGGAUUGGUGGUUUCAUUUGAUGAGUUUAUUAUGUCAAGGGGGAACUGAGAAGUCGUUCUCGUCUCAUGAUACUGAGAAAUGCUUACUUAGGCAACAUUGAUAUUGUGGAAAUAUGCCCGAGAUGACCGGUACAUUUAAAGAGGUAAAACUGUUGAAACCUCCGUCGAUGCUUCUCAUUAUUUGCUUUGGAUUAAAUGUUCUGGACAUAGGAGGGCUCAUUGUUCAAGCUUGGUUUGCUCAAUCUUCAUUCUUCUGGAUGCAAAUGAAUUGGAUGAUUACGUGGUGUGGUCUAUGCUACUUCAUCAUUAAGGGAAUUUAUUCUUGAAGGAUCUUUUGCUUUGUCGUUCAUUUUGGAUCAUUAUUGUUAAUGGGCUUCUAAUUGCUAAUUCAUAACAUCUUGACGUAUGCAUUUUUAAUGUUGCAAACUCAGGUAUCUGUAUCUUUUGUUCAUUGGGCUGGAGGCUUUUUGUUCAGCAGUUUAACAUAACUGGAAUCAGUUGUCUUUUCACUAAAUUUGUUUUCUUGUUUCUU